Pangasianodon hypophthalmus (striped catfish) is the source of this 1304-nucleotide messenger RNA. It is a transcript of the gene mea1, whose product is annotated as male-enhanced antigen 1. The transcript is spliced from 4 exons. Lineage: Eukaryota; Metazoa; Chordata; Actinopteri; Siluriformes; Pangasiidae. The record is from RefSeq and is a predicted model, not a curated record. Bases 193 to 747 code for a protein of 184 amino acids. Gene Ontology annotation, biological process: spermatogenesis.
CGCUUCCGUGCGGAAGAAAAUGAUGCAUUUUAAGCUUCAACUGAGUCCCUAAGUGUUUUUUUUUUUUUUUUUUUUUAGCGAUAAAGCAAAUAUCUGCGAAAGUGAAAAUAGGUAAAGCACGUGUCGACUGUGGACAACAUUGAUAUAGACGCGGUGUAUUUACUGGCCGCAGGGACAGCUUUGAACCCGUGCAUGGAAGUGGAGAGGACCCGAGUCAUGGGUCCAGAGAGAGUGUUGCCGAGCUCGGAGGAGGAGCUGGGGCAGGAGCGAGUGUCGGAGCCCGCGGCUGAUGAGUGGAGCGGUGAGGACGGCGAGGAGGAGGACGGAGCCCCGGGGCAGGAAGAGGAGGACAGCGCGGGGUAUUAUUAUCAACCACUGAACCAGGAGCCUGAUGGAGGUCCCAACACACAGCUGGAUCAAACCGACGAGGCAUCACACGCCGAUCAGCUGCAGGAGGUGCAGGAGAGAAUAGAGGCCAUGGGCUUGUUCCUGCCUCAGCCACCAGCUCCAGACAGUGACGAGGAGGAGGAUCCUGAAGGAGCCGCUGCAUGCCGGAGCCAUGCGUCCAUCCCUAUGGAUCCUGAUCAUGUUGAGCUCGUGAAAAGGACCAUGGCAGCAGUGAACUUGCCGUCUCUGGGGAUCCCUGCCUGGGCUCGUGAGAUUUCAGAUGACCAGUGGAAGGACAUGGUGCAGAAGACUCUCCAGUCUCGGCAGAGCUCAGCAGGCCUCUUACUGCAACGCAAAUGAAAUUACCUAAGGCCUUUAUCACAUUCUCCUUGCAGCUCGCAUUUGCAUCACUAAUAAAGCAUCGAAAGAGCCUGUAAGAUCAUGUGACUGAGGUGACAAAGAACAAUUGUUUAUUAUAUAUUGUAUUUGUUUGAAAGGAAUGCACCCAUGAUGCACAGAAUACUCUAAAAUUUUGUGGGGUUUGAUGUAUUUCAGUAUAGUUAGUGUGGCUCCUAAACAUUCCCUCCUUAACUGCUGAAAACCAGUUUUAAUAUUUUGGUGUCUUUAACUGCAUUGUAAAAUCUAGAACAUCUUUUUCUGUUCCUUUCAGUAUCGUUCAGUUCAGUUUAUUUCCAUAUUUUAAGACAUCUCCCAGUAAUGACAAUAUUCAUAUGCUUAAGUGACUUACAAUCCUCUGCAGCUUACUGAUGCAUGUGUCCUGCACAUUCAGAAAUGUAUUUUUGUCUUUCAUUUUUAACUUUAUUUUUGUUCUGUACAUACAUGAACAUCUGUACAAAAUAUGACUUUCAUAGUAUGUAAUGCUCUGCCUAAUUAAAGUACAACAUAUGUACAUAUGA